AGGUGUGUUCACACUCACAGUGCCUGUGCACCCCGUGUCACGCGCCAGCCACUCGGAGUCCAAGAUAGACGUGGGUGGCUGUGUAAACGAGAAAAAAGCGAAAGAAGGAAGAGUGGAGGCAAACGAUCCUACUCGUGUUCUCCUUGGAGGAGUCGGUGCGCGAACAAUCGCCUCGAUUUACCAACCAUCCCUUCCCGAACAAGCUCGAGACAGUCAAGGCUCGAGACUCGCUAUCCGUCGUGUCGCUGUCUGAAGGGGUAGGCUCUGUAUAUCGGCGAGCAAACGAAAAGCGUAGAACGCGUGAACUCGCUCAUCGAGAGAGUUGUUAACCGUUUUCCGGCUGAGAAUGGUCCAAAGGUUCUGCACUAGCGUGGCUGCACUUAGCCUCGCCCUAAGUACAUGCGUUGUUUUUCCGCGUGCCGUCAUGGCGAUCGAGUUGAGUCGAUUUUACGGUCACAUGCACUCGAAGCGUACAGACAGCGCUUGCCGUCCGUACGAGCCGUUCAAAUGCCCUGGAGACGGCGUGUGUAUCUCGAUUCAGUACCUCUGCGACGGAGCCCCGGAUUGCCAGGACGGUUACGACGAAGAUACGCGACUGUGCACCGCUGCUAAAAGACCGCCGGUAGAGGAAACUGCUAGUUUUUUGCAGUCGCUGUUGGCAGGUCACGGACCUAAUUAUCUCGAGAAAUUGUUCGGGACCAAGGCGCGAGACACGCUGAAACCGCUCGGUGGAGUGGACAUGGUGGCUAUAGCACUUUCGGAAUCGCAGACGAUCGAAGACUUUGGCGCCGCCCUGCACCUGAUGCGCUCCGAUCUCGAGCAUCUACGCUCGGUAUUCAUGGCGGUGGAGAAUGGCGAUCUGGGUAUGCUAAAAUCCAUCGGAAUAAAAGACUCGGAGUUGGGCGACGUGAAGUUCUUCCUUGAGAAACUGGUCAACACCGGAUUCCUUGACUGAAUGGGCAUCCCUCUGGGACAACAUCGCGGAGGCGUUUUCACGUUGGCUGUAUCGUAUUACAAACGCACUAUCUUGUCGCUUGAAGCCUCGAAUUCAUCGGUGGAUCCGUUUCGCGAAACGAUCCUCACCUAUCACACCUCUGCGCCCCAUUUCGUUCCACCUCCUUCCGUUUCCACUUGGCUCGCUUCCUUUCGAUGUCUUCUUGUCGCUCUUGCUUUUCAAACGAUACCGACGAGCACCGAGAUUUAACGUCCAGAUAUCAGAUAUAUAUAUAUACGUGUAUAUCCUGUUCGUUCCCGAGUGGCAUGGGAGCACCGAACGUUUAUUAAACUUUUCAGCGAAAUGUCAAGGGUCGACAAGCUCGCGUAUCUCUGUGGCCCUUUAUCGACGCGACUCUCGUUCUCGUGUCACGGAACGCUACAGUCGCUCACAGAGAAACGAGAAACCAGAGAUGGGCAAAUUUUUUAUCCGAAUACUCUUCGUCCGUUAUUUCCUCAACGAAUAUUACGAUCUGAAUUAUGAAACGAAAGUAUAUUUCUUAAACGAUGUACGAUUCGAAUAAAUUGCCACGCGACAUGUCUACGUUCGAGAGUAAUUUUUGCCCAACUCUGCCGAAAAGAACAACACCGGGCCGAAACGGUAUCGCGACGAUGAGAGGUCGCGCACGCAUCGAGUAACCAAGUCAGAAGCUUGGUAAUUGCCGGGUCAAUUAAUUAUAUUUUGCCCGGGCAACAUCGUUCGGGCGUCACGCAGCAGACGAUCGAUACUAAUUAACGUCGUUUACUUUCCCUGGACGACAUGGCGUCGCCGUUACGCGGCAUGCGAUCCGUUAUCCAAAACAUGAAACCGCAUACGUUGACGCCCACAGGAAUUACGGCCCCCGGUUACAUUGGAAUAGUUUCUUUCGCUGAAAAUGAAAUUACGAAAUAGUGUCUUAUUUCAAAUAUUACAGCAUUUUCGUACCCAUCGAUCGGUUCUUUUAACGCGAGUGCUCGCAUAACAGAUCCGUUUCAACCGAUAAUGAAUAUUUCAAACGAAUCCGAAUAAAACGUUCUCGCAUCUCGUUGAAUAAUUUAUCGUCGAGGAUCGUGUCGUUUCCGAGUUGAAAUGGAAAAUUCGAAACUUUCCUCGUUGCUGUACGUUUUGUUCGCGCUCCAUGCUUCGCGUGUAUUCAAUGAUUGUGAGAAUCGAGUAUGCGCUGAUUUGAUCAAAUUCAAAUUUUAUCGUCGUCAGGCUCCCAUGCGUUCUUGUCAGUGCCGAAAUUAGAAUCUUAUGAAUAUAAACUCUUGAGGUACAGUUCCAAUCGUACAGUACAAGUAUACGUUAUACUAAUUGAAACUUGAAGUUAAAGCUCAUAUUUAACCGGCGCUGGUUAUACUGUAUACCUGAUCGCAUUAUUUGUGGCAGAUUUGUUUCCACGUGAAUGGCACAACGGUAAACAAUUGUUAUCGUAAAAAUUGAAAUGCCACGUGAAAGUAACCUUAACGGAUAUGUUUUGUUCGUAUGUACAUCGAUCAUACUUUUCCAAGUAUUUUUCAUUAUUAUCUCGUACGGAGGUCCAUCUCGGAAAAGUCAAUUGAAAUUGUAGGAGAAAAGUUGCGUGGGUAUCGUUAGCGAUCCACUUGAUCAUAACGAAUCAUCUCCCAUCGGUUUGCACCGUGUAUUUUAGGAAACUCUGUAGAUUUAUACGUUGCCUACUGCACCUACAUGUUUGCGAACCAACGAUUACUGCUGGUACAGUACACGCCUCACAAACUUGUUUGAUCAAAAACUGCUUUUCGGUGGAUGGAUGUCGAACCGUUUGUUAUCGUGAUUAUUGAAAGAGGUGUCGCAGAACGCUGCAACCAAUCGAUUUUUAGUCGAAUAUAAAUACACGAAUAACUUAUGUAUACUCGUAAAUCAGCACAGACGCAUAUAUACGUGUAUACAGUAUGAUCUAGACCAAAGGUUGAAGAAUCGAGGGGUGCGUAGUGCUCGCAAAACUUAGAAACAAAUCACAGAUUACCCGAAACGGGGUGACGUACGUUAAGUAGAUGUCUUUUCGAUGUAUAUCUGUGACCACUAUUUACCUUCGAGUCUUUUAACUUCUAUACCGAUCGUUCUGUAUAUAUGAGAACGUAUACAUAUAUCUAUUUUAAGAAUGAUAAUCGAAGCAGGUACAAAUCGAGCAUAUCGCAUCGCGUUCCUUCAGGGUAUAACGCGCACCUUACUUAAGAGACAAAAGAAUUUAGUAUACUGUGCUAUGGUGUAUUAAUAUUUUCAUUACGGUAACGCAACACAUAUCAAUCUAGAUACAUAUCAGUAAUUUUAAUGGAGAUGAGUGCCGAAUUCUCUCAGGGAGCGCCAGGUUCUCCGUUUUAGUCUAUAUCAUUUGACGAAUGAAAAUCAAAUAGAAUACGUACGCAAGCACAGACACGGGGAACAACAACUAUGGCUACCAACCCUCGAGAGACAUUCCCUUCGACGAUGAAAAACAUACAUAUCUCUACCUACUAAGCGUAAUCUUCUAGUCAAUCAAAUGACAUAUCUUUUAAUUAAAUAUAAUUGAUUAUAUAUAUAUAUAUACAUAUAAAUACAUAUGGAUCGACAGAGAGCCACUUUUAUCAGAUAGUAGAUAUAUAUGUAUAUAUACAUAUCGAUAUCUAUAUAUAUAUAUAUAUAUAUAUAUAUUUACACACAUAUAAUAAUAUUUUGGUAUAUAAAUAAAAAAGUGAAAAAAGUGGAGAAAAGAAAGGAUGAUACGUGUGUAAAACGUUCCCUCCAGAUGUCAAUUACGGUCCAAAGUAGGGCCUGGACCGAGGACAGAAUCCGAGGGAAAGUGUCGCGUAAGCUUUAGGAAUGAAAUGUUUCCAAAGGAUCAAGGUGCUCUGAAUCUCCGCUCGUGAGCGCUUUGAUCCUUUUUGUCCCUCUUACUCUCCCCCAAGUCCCACGUUCGCCGUUAUAUUUAAGAGAACACUUCGAUGGUAAUUCGAAUUUUAGACCCAAAUCCACCCACUGUUGUGCGCAGAGUGAAAGUUUUCAUCGCUUUUGAAGCGACGAGUCUUCGAUGCUCGUACACGCCACAUUGCAUCAACUUUAAUAAUUUACAAUACAUCGUGGUAUCCGUUUUCUAUCGCUCGACGAAAGACAAUCGAGAAAUUCUGUCCAUAUUCGAUGUGUUCACAGUCCGUUAUUAGAUCAGGCCAAUCAGGGUUGGCUUGCAUGGAUCUCUUCGUUACAUUAAUUAAUAGAGAAGACACGAGCAUAACUUUCUAUAGAUUUCUAGUUUAAAAACAAGGAAUGCACAUUCUACAAAUGAUUUUUUCUUGUAAACGAAUUUUACCGUUAAAAAUAAUCGGAUCUCUUAAUGUUUAAAUUCCUGUCUUUCUCAUUGAGAAAAUUUACCCUUCUCUAAUUAUCUAACGAUAAUCUCGCUUAGAAUCAAAUACAAUCGUGGACUGUGAACAUAUUAAUUUUAUCGAUUUGUUCAAAUUUCUGUACGUGGGUACGUUGCAAAAAUGAUAAUAUUGCAGUUCUUGAAGUUAGAUCGAAUACGGCAAUUCAAAACGAUUUCAAUCGAUGUCUUCAAUGAACGAAACGUAUUGGAAUAAUUACAAACCGUUGAAUAUAACAGAAUGAUUCUACGCGAUCCGUCCAUAACAUUCGACUAGAAAUCACCAAUUAAUCGUGAAACGAAGAUAUCAAAUUUUAGAAGAAUUCGAUCCAACUCCUUCAAAGCACAUGCUUUUGCAAAAGAUAUUGGAUAAUGUUUUGUAGCGUGAAUAAGCAUCGGAUCUUGUCGCUGCUCGAUGAAGUGUACAGCGCCCCUCCCCUCUCCCAUACGUAUUCAUAUAAAAACAUAUUGACCAUCGUAAUUAUCAGAAUUUCAACAAUGUGAUAAUUAUAAUGAAAAAUCACACGCCGUUUGUGUCUAUGUUAUUUUCUCGACUUCUAAUUGUUCUACUGCCAAAGCAUUCUUAUUAUAUGGCAACUGCGACGUACCGUACACUUGUAAGUGAAUCUUGCUUCUUAAAGUUUUGUACUUCUAUUAAUUGACAAAUACAAUGUUCGUGGAAGAUAAGUUUUAGUGCGCGAUUGAUCAUUAAAUAAAGUGAACGUUUCUUCAGUUUUA
This is a messenger RNA of Hylaeus volcanicus, 5066 nucleotides long. RefSeq names its product prohormone-4. Gene Ontology annotation, molecular function: protein binding. The coding region runs from base 347 to 955 and encodes 202 amino acids. The transcript has 4 exons. Lineage: Eukaryota; Metazoa; Arthropoda; Insecta; Hymenoptera; Colletidae. The record is from RefSeq and is a predicted model, not a curated record.